AUGCUGAGCUCCUCUGCUGCAGCUCAAAAGGGAAUGACCCCUCCGAGCCAAUCUUCACAACCCAGCCUACCUCAGCAGUUAUCUGGCCGCACGAGCUUUGAUCGAGGUGAUUCUGGUCUACAGCCUCCCAAUGGCGCCAACAAUCGCAAUCUGGGCGCCUCAGGCGGUUCCUUUGCGCCUAGGGGAAGCAGUCUCAAUGUUGCUCCAGGCAGCUUCAGCUCAGAGCUGCGCAGUCGGGCUGGGAGUAAGACAGAGGCGGGGUCGGUAUACCCGAGCAGCUUCAUGGACAAGGUAGAUGAGGACGACGCGGACACGCUAGCAGAGCAAGCUCUAGCAAAUCUUAAAGAAAGACUCAACCGCGAGAUGAAAAUUAAGGAGGGCAGCGAGAACAUGCUCGAGGCGCUGAACUCUAAGAAAGCGAAGCAGACCAAAGAGCAACGGCAGAAGGUUGAGGCAGAGCUCAACGCAAGCAACCUGCGUAUUAAAGACCUACGCCAGAAGAUCUCCGAUGCCCAGCGUACACGACAAAUACCGCCAGAUACGCCAAAACGAAACCGUACACAGAGCAAUACUAUCGACUCUGCUAGACCCGUUGGGCUGCGCUCACCGCAGAGCGUGACACGAUCCAUUGGAGAGUCCGAUGCUGAAGAGCCAACAGAAAGCCCGACUUUUGCGCUCGCUGAAUUGCUUCAAGCUCUUGAAGUGGAGGGCAUGAUGCCCGAGUACUACGUCUCACGAGGAAACCAACUGGUCGAUCUUUUCCAGCGAUACCCUACUCUCAAAUAUGACCUAGUUUGGUCGGUCUUUGGACUCCGCAUGCAGAUAAUGCUUUUGAGCGAAAGCCGCGAGGUUGUGGCUGCUGGCUAUCGAAUGACGAGAUAUGCUAUAUCCGAUGUUGCAUCGCUCAAGAAGAUUCGUAGUCUGAACACCGACUAUUUAGUAAUUCGGUCUCUGAAUAACUAUCGCAAGGCGGAUGUUGAACGGGAGCAGGCACUCAAGUUCGUCCGCGCGUUCCUUGAUGUCAAGGGUGGAGUUAAAGAGGUCUCUCGAGCUGUUGUACGCACUGUUGUUGCAGUCGCUGAGCAUGGGGAGGAUCGACGAGCAAAUGGCCAAUCGGUCGAGGGAGAUAUAGAUCGUCUACGACCUAUCUGCAUCGAGACACUGGCAGAGCUUAUUGUGCAGGAUCCAGCACUUUUGGUGGCAUCUGGUGGCUUGGGACCAUUAACUGAAGCUCUCUCAGAAGGUGUCUACAAAGCCCCCGAGAGUUUGACAUCUGCAUUCUUAUACUUGCUCGAUCACCCUCGGAAACGAAAGUACAUACAGCCAGGCUAUGGCCUCGAGGCGCUCUUCACUGUCUUUACCGACCACCUCCUCACCAACGAAACCGUUAUGAAACAGAAUUCUAAAGCCAUCGCAACAGCUUUGAAGUCAUGGCCUGGGCUGAUGACUCUGUGCAUGUACGAUCUACGAACAAUCCGGUCUUUUGUCACGAGCAUGCUAUUACCCAGCGAUGUGGUCCGCGAAACUAUUCUCGACCUUAUUUUCUCUCUUUUGCGCAUCAAGCCACCAGCAUGGGCAACAUCUUUCUUAGCAGGAAGAAGACUAACGACAUAUGGCCGAGUGGCUAAUCUAAAGUCAAACCAGAAGGACAAGAGUCAGUCGCAAUUCAUGGAAGAGGAUAGCGGCGAGCAAAAUUUCGUCGAGCACUACACAGCCCUAUUACUCGCCGUCUUUAUACGAGCAGGUCUCCUACCUAUUCUCCUGAAGAUCGCGCAAGGGGAUGAAAAUCCAACACUUCAGCGCAAAACAACCCUAUUGAUUAGCGAAGUACUCAAGCUUGCUAGUCGCCUUUUGCCUCCAUCUUGGAGUGCUGAGCUUCACUUACUACCGGAGCUCUUCUCAUCGGCGGCUAACAUUGGCAAUAACGAUCAUUGGGUAGCGUCAGGGAUCGUUUACCAAAUCAGCAGCGUCAGCCGGACAUUAUAUCGAAGCACGCCGUCGGGUGCUUUAUCAGGGGCGCUGUCGUCUGGUAACAAUAAUGCAGACUUAUCAGCACUUGAUGAAGCACCCAAGUCUCACCAAUCUCAGGUUUUUGAUGAUGCUACAUUUAGGCAACUCCUCAUUGAUAGCAACGUGCUGAACAGCUCCAACUAUGCCAAGUGGAACUGGGAAACCAUUAUCAGGAUCAUUGACGGACCUUUGCAGAGCGGCAAGCGACUCGAAGAAGCUAUCAAAGCAUCAAAAUUUAUGAAGAGAAUCAUCAGUUUCUACCGACCAUUUAAGUAUAGAUUCGCCAAUGUCAAGAACACGCGGGCCACUCAAAAGUAUGUGCGGGCUGGCUGCGCCUUGAUGCACUCGCUGCUUCAAUCUCCCGAAGGAAUCAAGUUUUUGGCGGACAGCAAAUUGCUCAGGCAGAUAGCAGAAUGCUUAGCACAAUGCGAUCCGACUAGUGGACUCACAGCCCAGUACCCCAUGUUCUCGAAAGAUCGAGUGACCGACACACUGUGCGCGGGUUACUUCUCGAUGGUUGGUGUUCUGAGUGGUGAUCCCAAGGGACUUCAGCUACUAGAACGAUGGAGGAUGUUCAACAUGAUUUAUCAUAUCAUGGAUCUAAAGCAGAGACCCGAUCUUAUCAAGCUGCUUCUUUCAAGCUUCGACUAUAGCGUCCAAGGGCAUCCCCGUGUGCUGAUCUCCAAAGCUUUGACGGCCGGUACAAAGGAUAUUCGCAUUCACGCAACAAAUGCCCUUCGCAAAUACGCGAUUCGCCCAGUACCAUCGGUCAAUGGGCAGGGUGGAGUCAGUGAUUCCAAAUGGGCUAUUCAGCUACUGGUAACGCAACUUUAUGAUCCUGAGAUUGAAGUUUGUGCAACAGCUGUCAAAAUCCUUGAGAAGGCUUGUAAUCGCAAGACCUAUCUGGAAUAUAUCGUUGAAUGUAGGCCAGCUCUUGACCAUUUAGGUGAGAUCGGAGCACCGCUUUUGUUGCGAUUCUUGUCGACCUCUAUUGGAUACCACUAUUUGGACGGAUUGGACUAUAUCAGCAAUGAAAUGGACGAUUGGUUCCUAGGACGCAACGACACUUAUGUCAAGGUCAUUGAGGCAGGUUUAGCCAAGACCUUCCUUAUGGACACAGACGAGCACAACCCCCGCAUGAGCUUAUUCAACGACGGUGAGAUCGAUGGGGAGUAUCAUGAUAGCCAUGUACCGCCGCACUUUUAUCGAGAGUUGACUCGUACCCAAGAAGGAUGUAGACUGCUCAGUGACAAGGGUCACUUUGAAGAUUUUGCAGCUACAAUCCGCGAGCACGGCAUGGAUACAGGCGAUUCAGAGAUGCUUACCAAGGUCAAGGGAUGUCUUUGGGCAGUCGGCAAUGUUGGAUCGAUGGAGCUUGGUGCCCCUUUCUUGGAGUCCAAUGAUGUGGUGGAGCAUAUCAUCAAGAUUGCCGAGCAUCACGAGGUGAUGAGUCUACGCGGAACGGCAUUCUUUGUUCUCGGCCUGAUUUCCCGGUCAACACACGGUCUAGAGAUUCUUUCUGAGAACGGCUGGGAUGCCAACACAACACCCAUGGGCAGCUCGCUUGGUUUCUGUAUACCCAACAACUUAAACAAGCUACUGUCACUGACUCCGUGGAAACAAAAGACGGUAACGUCAAUCACUUUGCCAUCGACUCAACGCACAGCCCAAGAAGCACCACCUCCUCGAGCUGCUAAGCCACCUCUUGAGCCAUCAGAGCUUCCCGCUUUGUUGAGCGACGCGGACGUAAACACGAGGGUCUUGGAACUCAUUGUGGAUCUUGGAAACAUGGUUCUCUACAAAAAGGCGCUUACGGACCUUCAAAAGCUGCGAGCGCACAAGCCAACAGCCUUCCGAAGCACCCAAUUCUUUAAAGAGGUGAUGGCUGCAAUGGAGUGGAACCACUACCGAUUGGGAGUGCGGAGGAUGGUUAUAGACCUGUUCGACAAGAACGUGAUGCGUCAAAUUGUUUUUGACGAGGAUAGCGAGGACGACGACGAUAGUAGCGAUGAUAGCGGAGAAGAGAGCGGCGAGGGCGAGAACAGUUCGGGCGACGAUAGAACGGAGAGGCAGCGCAGUAUCAGCGAGCCGUUGGCGCCGCCGCCAGAACUUGCACCUUAUCGCCCUAAUCAGUUAUAUGAGCAGGGACGGGUGCUUGUUAUCGCAGGCUCGGACAGCUCGGGCGGAGCUGGACUUGAAGCGGACCAGAAAGUCAUUGCUGCUCAUGGCUGCUAUGCUAUGACAGCAACUACAGCCCUUACUGCACAAAACACCCAGGGCGUCAAGGGCAUUCAUAUCAUACCUGCCGAAUUUGUUUCUCAGCAAAUUGAUGCCUGUGUAGAAGAUGUUGGAGUUGAUGUCAUCAAGACUGGCAUGCUCGCUUCGGCAGAGACGAUAGAGAUGGUUGGAAAGACUGUCACCAAACACAACAUCCCAUGUCUUGUGGUAGAUCCAGUCAUGGUCUCAACCUCUGGCGCAACACUGCUCCCCAAUGAAGCCAUUCAGCAUCUCUGCAAGCACCUCUUACCACACACCACAGUGCUCACCCCAAAUAUCCCUGAGGCAGUACUUAUCCUGUCUCAAAAUGGCCAAGAAGCUCCCGAGGUUCGCGACGUUCAAGAUCUUGAGACUAUCGCGAAGAGAAUCCAGCAGCUGGGCCCCAAGUGGGUGCUUGUCAAGGGUGGGCACCGUCCUAUGAAAGAAGACUUUACCGUGGCAGAGACUGAAGAGGAGAAGCAUUCUGUCUUUGACGUGCUUGUUGGAGGAAAUGAAGAAGUAAUUAGGGUGAAGAGUCCCUAUCAAGCAAGCUCCAGCACCCACGGCACGGGAUGCUCGCUAGCAUCUGCUAUCGCUUCGAAUCUGUCUAAAGGUAUUGAAACGCCCAAGGCUGUUCAAUCAGCAUGUCGAUACAUCGAGGCUGCAAUUCGCACUGCGCCAGGACUGGGCAAGGGACACGGUCCUCUGAACCACUUCCAUUCAACCUAUACUCUUCCUUUUGCUCCUGGUUACUUCAUCGAAUGGCUCCUUGAGCGCCCAGAUGUUCGUGAUGUCUGGAAGGAGUUUGUGUACCAUCCGUUUGUCAUGGCUAUGGGAGAUGGGACUCUGCCUCUCGAGUCUUUCAAAGGCUACAUCAUCCAGGACUAUCUUUAUUUGAUUCACUUCUCGCGUGCCAAUGCCCUCGCGGCUUAUAAAGCGCAGACCAUCGAGGAUAUUUCUAGAGCAACAGAAAUCGUUCAGCAUAUUAUGCAUGAGCUGAAGCUUCACACCUCAUACUGCGAGAGCUUUGGUGUCUCGCUCAAAGAGAUUCGUGCCACACCAGAGAAGCAAGCAUGCACCGCUUAUACUCGCUAUGUCCUUGACGUCGGUCAAAACGGUGACUGGCUCGGUCUUCAGAUGGCACUCGCCCCAUGCCUCCUUGGCUACGGCGCCGCGGCUAAGAUGCUUCACGACCAUGAAAAUACCGUGCGUGAGAACAACACGUAUUGGGCUUGGAUCAAGAAUUAUAACGAGGAGGAUUACACUGAUGCUGUCAAGCUGGGUUCUGCUCUGCUCGAAAAGCACAUCCAGUUCCAGUCACCUUCUCGAAUUGAAGAACUGGUGCAAAUCUUCAUUCAUGCACUCAAGAUGGAAAUUGGCUUCUGGGAGAUGUUCCCUGCUAAGCAGACAUAA
This is a messenger RNA of Fusarium coffeatum, 5679 nucleotides long. RefSeq lists its product as uncharacterized. Bases 1 to 5679 code for a protein of 1892 amino acids. The record is from RefSeq and is a predicted model, not a curated record. The transcript has 15 exons. Gene Ontology annotation, cellular component: TORC2 complex. Gene Ontology annotation, molecular function: thiaminase activity; phosphomethylpyrimidine kinase activity. Gene Ontology annotation, biological process: TORC2 signaling; thiamine biosynthetic process. NCBI's taxonomy places the organism in Eukaryota, Fungi, Ascomycota, Sordariomycetes, Hypocreales, Nectriaceae.